Messenger RNA from Entrophospora sp. SA101, 1011 nucleotides. NCBI's taxonomy places the organism in Eukaryota, Fungi, Glomeromycota, Glomeromycetes, Entrophosporales, Entrophosporaceae. The record is from the annotation of a GenBank genome assembly.
AUGGCAGGAAGGUUUAGCACGUUACAAAACUUCAAUUCAGUACCAUUUCCUGUUAUACCGGGAAAUCGAAUCGAUUUUUCUCGGGCUGAAAUAUUGAAAAAAAGGAUAAAUUCAAUACUUGGUGCAGCUGUGAAUUUUCCUGGAUCUCAACCCGUCAGUUUCACACUACAACACUUAAUUGAACUUGAAAAAGAAGAUUAUUAUGUAUGUGAAAAAUCUGAUGGAGCACGUGUACUUUUAUAUAUAAGAAUGGAUAAAAAUGGUGAUCAAGAUGUAUAUUUGAAUCAUUAUUUUCAUCUACCAGGUGUAAAGUUCCCCAUUCCAAAUACGAAUGUUGAUCCUAAUACCCACAAUUGGGAUAGUUUAGUUGAUGGUGAACUAGUUUAUGAUGUUGAACCUGAUGGAUCUCGUUUAUUCCUUCUUAUAAAAGAUUAUAAUAAAUUAAUACUAAGAAAUAAUCCACAGUUUGCAAAUAAUCAACCAUUCAAGUUCGCUUUUAAAGAGAUGGAGAAAUCCUAUGGUUUAGAGAAAGUUAUUAAAGAAACAACUUUAAAAUUAAAACAUAAGAGUGAUGGAUUAAUUUUCACAUCUGCAGACUUAAAAUGGAAACCACCAAAUGAAAAUUCUAUCGAUUUUCUUUUAAAAGUUGAACAUGAUCAAAAUAAAGAAAUGCCCAGAUUUUGUCUAUUUCAACGAGGAAAUAAUGGAUAUGAAUAUUUUAAUGAUAUGAGUGUAACUUAUGAACAAUGGAAAAUGUGGAUUGAUAAUAAUGAGAAACUUAAUGAAAGAUUAGUUGAAGUGGUUUGUAAUCCCUCUUCAUCAUCAUGGCAAUUUUUAAGAUUUCGUGAUGAUAAACUACAACCAAAUUUUUCUACUGUUGUUGAUAAAAUACUACAAAGUAUCAAAGAUGGUGUUGAUAAAGAAACACUGAUUCUACAAUCAAAUAAAAUACGUGAUUCUUGGAAGAGAAGAGAACAAGAAAGAAAACAACGAGUAAAUUACAACACAUAG